This is a messenger RNA of Candidozyma haemuli, 1239 nucleotides long. RefSeq lists its product as uncharacterized. Lineage: Eukaryota; Fungi; Ascomycota; Pichiomycetes; Serinales; Metschnikowiaceae. The transcript has a single exon. The record is from RefSeq and is a predicted model, not a curated record. Bases 1 to 1239 code for a protein of 412 amino acids.
AUGAUACUUACAACAAUUACCCAGAAGAGAUCGACGCGUCCGGCGGCUAUACCUCUUGACCAAAAAUCGGAUUUCAUUACUACAAUCGUGAGAGUUGAGCCAUACUUCGUUAAUGACCACCUUGUCUUCCAUCAAGCAAAACCAAGUAUCCUGGAAGCAGAAAUCCUUCAUUGGUCUCGCCACAAUGAUAAACAUGUCUCAUCGUCGGACGCCUUCUACCCUCAGUCAUACAAGACUUCUGCUCGUGUCUUGCCAGGACCAAAGCCAUCAAAGGCUCAUCUUGAGUAUCCGUCAAAACCAGCCAGACUCUACCGGGACAAGAAGACAAUGAACUCUAAUAGCCAUCCAGACGCUCAAGCAGCAGCGCGGUUUGCUUUCUUAUCUUCAUCAGCUACAAAAACUACUCCUCUUGUUGAUUCUUCAAGGAAGAAACCUUCAUGGUCAUGUUCCAGGCAACUUAAGGCUGCCCAGAAUGCUGCCCAACGGGCAGCUUCAAGAUUUACUAAAUGUCGGAUGAAAGCCUCAAAAAAUGGUAUCAAUUCAUCCUCCAACGAGUCUCCUUCCAAGACCAAAACUCUGUUUAUUCAAGAGCCCAAUGCCCAUACUAGCACCAAGUUCAACAGAAUGUCUCAGAUCCGCGACAUUUUGGCUGCGAAGAAUAAUAUGCCGGUCGAUAAUGCCGCUAUGCGUCUGGAAAAGUUUAGGUGCGUAAACUAUCGAGACCAUGCGUCAAACUACAGCAGAGUUGCAGGAAAGCAAAGGCCGAAAGAGUGUGAGAACGAGAUCGAGGUUGAAAAUGAGGGUUUCAAGGGUCUUUUCGCCCGCAAAAGCAACUUCGUAGGCACUCAGAAGCUGAAGCAUAAAAUUUUGGGCCAAAAAGGGCGAAAGUUCUGCGUUUCAGCUUCGAGGACGCCUUUCGCGUAUUCUCCCCUUCCGCUUGAUGGGUCUUGUUGUCCCACAUCGUCCCCUUUCAUCCUAUCAACUCCACUUGAGCCACCAUCUUCACCUGGAAGUCUCAGUGACGAAAGUUCAUAUCUAUUUGAGAAAUUUUGGGGCAAAAGGAAGUCCAGUGUACGCCUGGAACCGUUGCCUCAGUCCAAGUACUUAUCGUACCGAUCUGACGACUGUUUGGAUGGUAUAUUUGAGUGUGUUGACGAUGUUAUCAAGCAGGCUAGAGAGGAGUUUGCAUUGUUCCCUGAAGUGGAGGAGGACUCUAAGGGUGAGCCAGUAGAGACAUGA